Messenger RNA from Sebastes umbrosus (honeycomb rockfish), 8999 nucleotides. RefSeq names its product protein unc-13 homolog A-like. Bases 401 to 6037 code for a protein of 1878 amino acids. Gene Ontology annotation, molecular function: diacylglycerol binding; phospholipid binding; calcium ion binding. The transcript has 42 exons. Gene Ontology annotation, biological process: neuromuscular junction development; synaptic vesicle maturation; synaptic transmission, glutamatergic. Gene Ontology annotation, cellular component: presynaptic active zone cytoplasmic component; terminal bouton; neuromuscular junction. The record is from RefSeq and is a predicted model, not a curated record. Lineage: Eukaryota; Metazoa; Chordata; Actinopteri; Perciformes; Sebastidae.
GCGGCGCGGUGGGAACUGUCCUCGCGCGGAGGGGUGCUGCUGAAACAAGAUGGCUGUGCGCGCAGGAGGAGCAGCAGCAGCGGAGGAGGAGGAGGAGAGCUGAGGCAAUGCAGAGGAAGGAGAAGAGAGGGGGGCGAGGAAUUCACUCCGGUGUGUGUCUACUUGUAAUUGUCCUGUCAAAAGAGAGCAACAGCUCCUCAGAGAGAAAAAACACCACCAGCGCUUCUGACCAUGAUGCUAAACGGUUUCCGUCACCAGGUAACCGUUGAGGGUAACGGUUUGGCGGUUUGAGUGUUCUUUUUUUUCUUGUAACCAAAGAGACCAACGGACCAACGGACCAAACAAAUCACGGAGCACUCUCAAUAGAGGACAGCCGGGGACGCUCACACCGCUAUCAGAGAUGUCCCUGCUAUGUGUGGGAGUGAAGAAAGCCAAGCUGGAUGGACCCCAAGAGAAGUUCAACACUUAUGUGACUCUAAAGGUACAAAAUGUGAAGAGCACAACCAUUGCUGUCAGGGGCAACUUGCCCAGCUGGGAGCAAGACUUCAUGUUUGAAAUCAACCGCUUGGACCUGGGUCUGACAGUAGAGGUGUGGAACAAAGGGUUAAUCUGGGACACCAUGGUCGGCACUGUGUGGAUCCCCCUCCGUAGCAUCCGACAGUCAAAUGAGGAAGGUCCAGGGGAGUGGCUCACACUGGACUCUCAGGUCAUCAUGAAUGAUAACGAGAUCUGUGGCACCAAAGAGCCCACUCUCCACCUGGUGCUGCUCGACACACGCUUUGAACUGCCUCUCGAUAUCCCUGAGGAUGAGGCGCGAUACUGGGCUAAAAAACUGGAGCAGCUGAAUGCCAUGAGGGACCAAGAUUAUUCUUACCAGGAGGAGCAGGAACGCCCUCUACGUGUACCGGGAACCCAGUGCUGUAACUGGAGUCUAUGGGGAGACCAACAAAAUGAAGACCCAGACAGUGCUGUGGACGACAGGGACAGCGACUAUCGCAGUGAAACCAGUAACAGCAUCCCCCCUCCCUACUACAGCACUUCCCAGCCCAACGCCUCUGUCCACCAGUAUCCCAUCAGCCAACAGCACCGCAGCUCCAGAAGCUUUUCUUACCCGCGCUCUGGCAACAGCCAAGACCUCGAAUACCAACAUCAGAGGACUGUCAGUCCCUCAGGGAGCUACGCAUCGUCUGCAGAGCUGAGUCGGUGCAGCAGUCAACUGAGCGAGGAGGACUAUGGCGUUGAGUAUGGAGAGAGGGACCCUUACGAUGAGAACGACUCUUACCACUCCUGCCACUCCUCGGUUAGCUACAGUAAAGGCUCUCCAGACUGGGACCCUGAUGAGACCCAGGGGGCGUACAGCGAUGAGGGCGGCUACAGCAAAGACGGAGGAGAGGAGGCGGCGCUGUACGAAGAGGAUGACGGAGGACUGUAUGAGGGAGAAGAGGAGGGCCUCUACGAGGAUGAAGAGAUGAUCUAUGAUGAUGAGGAUUUGUAUAACUUGGAUGGGACUCUCAGUGAGGAGUUGGAGCCUCCGUUUACCCCCACCCCAACGUCAACAGCCCCCCCAACGCUGGAUGUACCCAGCUCCAGACCUCCUCUGGAGAAACAGCCGUCCUUACACCAACAGCAGCCCCCUACUCAACCCCCCAACCAAACAUCCAGCCAGUCUAAUCCUCCUGGCAUGGCCCCAUCAGCACCGCCCCCCUCUGGUCAACCAACAGCCCAACCACCUAAACAGCCCCCGCCCAAAACACAGCCUCAGCCGCAGCCAGCCCCGUCCGCCUCGUCCGCCACUUCCUUCUUCUCAAUGGCCAAUCCUCUAACAGCUGCAGUCACAGGCUUGGCUUCUUCUUUUCUGUCUUCUGUUCCCACCGCGCAGCCUGCCCAGUCUCACCCUCCAGCCUCAGCCGUAUCUCAGCAACACCAGUCUGCUGCAGCCAGCGUUGUCCCUCCAUCCCACCCAGCCAUCGUGGUUAACUCAGCCUCCCAGCCUCCCUCGACUGCCACGGGCCCUUCCUCCCAACAGGCCCCUACCUCUGGGCUGCCUCAAUCCCAUCUCAACGGUCCUGCCACCUCACAGUCAGCUGCCCCUGAGGACCAGGCGCUCCAGUCAGAGGAGCCAUGGCUAGAGGAGGAAACAAUGUUGGAAAAGGAGGCCAGGACGCCUCCUGCUCAGCCAGAGGAGAAGCUCCCCAUGGAGGAGAUGGAGGAACAUUUUCAAGAGAGCAGGCCGCCGACGCCAGUAGAGGAAGAAGAGAUGCCGCCUGAGAGUCCUCCAGUCAUAGAGGAGCCCAAAGAGCCAGUGGAUCCAGCAGUCAGAGCCAAAGAGAACUGGCUAAGACUCUACAACAAAGUCUUAGAGCAGCUUCGGGAGGCUCGAGGAGAGACCUCCAGCUCGCUAUGGUUCGGUAAAGGAGGAAUGGGAGGUGCACUCUACAGUAUUGACAGCAUGCCUGACCUUCGCAAGAGGAAAGCCGUUCCUAUGGUCAGAGAUCUGUUAAUGUCUCUAGUGCAGAGCUCUCGUAAGGCUGGAAUCACCUCCGCCAUGGCUUCCACCACGCUCGGCAAUGAAGAGCUGAAAAGUCAUGUUUAUAAAAAGACCCUGCAGGCUCUGAUCUACCCCAUCUCCUCCACAACUCCACACAACUUUGAGGUGUGGACAGCCACCACCCCCACCUACUGCUACGAAUGCGAGGGGCUGCUUUGGGGUAUCGCCCGACAAGGCAUGCGCUGCUCCGAGUGUGGCGUCAAAUGCCACGACAAGUGCCAGGAUCUGCUCAAUGCCGACUGUCUGCAGAGAGCUGCAGAGAAGAGCUCCAAGCACGGGGCAGAGGACCGAACCCAGAACAUCAUCAUGGUACUGAAGGACCGCAUGAAGAUCAGAGAGCGGAACAAACCAGAGAUCUUUGAGCUAAUCCUGGAAGUCUUCCACCUCGACAAAACAACACACGGCACGCAAAUGAAACAAAUCAAGCAGAGCGUGCUAGAAGGGACCUCCAAAUGGUCAGCGAAGAUCAGCAUCACUGUGGUAUGUGCUCAGGGCCUGCAGGCUAAAGACAAAACAGGCUCCAGUGACCCUUAUGUAACUUGUCAAGUUGGGAAGACGAAGAAGAGAACCAAGACCAUCUACGGAAACCUCAACCCUGUCUGGGAAGAAAACUUCCACUUCGAAUGCCACAACUCGUCUGACCGCAUCAAGGUUCGCGUGUGGGACGAGGAUGACGACAUCAAGUCACGCGUGAAACAGAGGUUCAAGCGUGAGAGCGACGACUUCCUGGGGCAAACCAUCAUCGAAGUCCGGACUCUGAGCGGGGAGAUGGACGUUUGGUACAACCUGGACAAGAGAACUGAUAAGUCUGCUGUGUCGGGAGCCAUCCGGAUGCACAUAAGUGUGGAGAUCAAAGGAGAGGAGACGGUUGCUCCUUACCAUGUCCAGUACACUUGUCUACACGAGCAUCUGUUCCAGUACACCACUGAGGAGCAGAAUGGCGGUGUAGUAAAGAUCCCUGAUGCCAAAGGGGACGAUGCCUGGAAGGUGUAUUUUGAGGAGACGGCUCAGGAGAUAGUGGACGAGUUUGCCAUGAGAUACGGAGUAGAGUCCAUCUACCAGGCCAUGACCCACUUCGCCUGCUUGUCAUCUAAGUACAUGUGCCCAGGAGUGCCAGCUGUGAUGAGCACCCUGCUUGCCAACAUCAACGCUUACUACGCCCACACCACCCAGUCCUCCAACAAUGUUUCUGCCUCAGACAGAUUUGCUGCAUCAAACUUUGGCAAGGAGAGGUUUGUCAAACUGCUGGAUCAGCUGCACAACUCCCUGAGGAUCGACCUGUCCAUGUACCGGAAUAACUUCCCCGCAAGCAGUCCUGAAAGACUACAAGACCUCAAGUCUACAGUUGAUCUCUUGACGAGUAUCACUUUCUUCAGGAUGAAGGUCCAGGAGUUGCAGAGUCCCCCCAGGGCAAGCCAAGUGGUGAAAGACUGUGUGAAAGCCUGUCUCAACUCCACCUACGAGUACAUUUUCAACAACUGCCACGACCUCUACAACAGGGAAUAUCAGACAGACCCUGCGAAGGCAGACGCUCCAGAUGAGCAGGGUCCCAGCACCAAAAACCUGGACUUCUGGUCCAAACUCAUCACCCUCAUUGUCUCCAUCAUAGAGGAGGACAAAAACUCCUACACUCAUUGCCUUAAUCAGUUUCCCCAGGAACUGAACGUGGGCAAGAUCAGCGCCGAGGUCAUGUGGAAUAUGUUUGCUCAAGACAUGAAAUACGCCAUGGAGGAGCACGAGAAAAAACGCCUGUGUAAAAGCGCAGAUUAUAUGAACUUGCAUUUCAAGGUGAAGUGGCUCUACAACGAGUACUGCAAGGAGCUGACCACUUUCCAGAAGCACGUACCUGAAUACCCAGCCUGGUUUGAACCAUUUGUCGUCAUGUGGUUGGAUGAGAAUGAAGAAGUGUCCAGAGAUUUUCUGCAUGGAGCCCUGGAGAGGGACAAAAAAGACGGGUUCCAGGUCACAUCAGAGCACGCUUUGUUCUCCUGCUCAGUGGUGGACGUGUUCUCUCAGCUCAAUCAGAGCUUUGAAAUCAUCCGCAAACUGGAGUGCCCCGACCCUCAGAUCGUUGGCAACUACAUGAAGAGAUUUGCCAAGACCAUUGGUAAUGUCCUGCUGGCUUACGCUGACAUCAUUGAAAAGGAUUUUCAAAAUCAUGUCAAGAAAGAGAAAGUGCCAUGUAUCAUCAUCAAUAACAUCCAGCAGCUCAGAGUUCAGUUGGAGAAGAUGUUUGAGGCCAUGGGAGGCAAAGAUCUCAAUCUGGAGGCGAGUGACUUCCUCAAGGAGCUGCAGAACAAACUCAACAGCGUCAUGGACGACCUCAGCCGCAUCUUUGCUGUCAGUUUCCAGCCACAGAUCGAGGACAACGUGAGGCAAAUGGGAGACAUCCUAGCCCAGGUAAAAGGUCAGACCGUCCCGGCCAACGGCAGCGUGGUUCAGGAUGCCGACAACGUCCUGCAGCCCAUCAUGGACUUCCUGGACAUCAACCUGUCGCUGUUCGCUAAGAUCUGUGAGAAGACCGUCCUGAAGAGAGUGCUGAAGGAGCUGUGGAAACUAGUGAUGAACACAAUGGAAAAAACAAUUGUGCUUCCAACACUCACUGACCAGACGGGCACUCAGAUGAUCUUCAACGCUGCUAAGGAGUUGGGCCAGCUUUCCAAGCUCAAGGAGCACAUGGGGCGAGAGGAGGCCAAAGCUCUCAGUCCUAAACAGUGUGCAAUAAUAGAGCUGGCAUUGGACACUAUUAAGCAAUACUUCCAUGCUGGCGGUGUGGGCCUGAAGAAGACAUUCUUGGAGAAGAGUCCAGACCUGCAGUCUCUGCGCUACGCCCUGUCUCUGUACACCCAGGCCACAGACAAGCUCAUCAGGAAGUUUGUCCUCUCACAGAGCGCUCAGGUCCACGGAGGGAAAGGGCUCAGGUGCACGGCAAACGAAGACACACCGCCAGAGAAAGCAUCUGGAGUGGAUGCAGUUGGCGAGGUGGUUAUGUGCGUGGACAUUUUACCCCAACCUAAUGGAGAGCACAAGAUCAGCGUCAAAGUGGUGGCUGCUAAUGACCUGAAAUGGAAGGCGCAGGGCUUCAGGCCCUUCGUGGAGGUCUACAUCAUCGGCCCUCACCUCAGCGACAAGAAGAGGAAAUUUGCCACCAAGUCCAAGAACAACACCUGGUCACCUAAGUUCCUUGAGAGCUUCCAGUACUCCUUGGGUACGGAGGUGGGUCCAGAGAGCUACGAGCUGCAGGUGUGUGUGAAGGACUACUGCUUCGCCAGAGAGGACCGCACCGUGGGCAUGGCCGUGGUGCAGGUGAAGGACAUAGCCAGCAAGGGCAGCGUCACCUGCUGGAUGCCGCUGGGCAGACGUGUCCACAUGGACGAGACGGGCCUGACGGUGCUGCGCAUCCUCUCUCAGCGUAACAACGACGAUGUGGCAAAAGAGUUCGUCAAGCUCAAGUCGGACCAGCGCUCAGCUGAGGAGGGCCGCACGUGAGGGAGGGCGGAGAGAGCGAGGACACAAGUGUGUGCACAAAAACACCAGAGACACAGUAGGCACACAUAUAGUAGUCCCACCUACAUAGAUAGACAACCAUGUGCAAUACACAAGCACACACAUGAAAAUGCUCUAUUGUACAUAUAUCUGCAUACAUUAUGCAACAUUUACAUUGCAAUGUUAUCAAUGCAAACAUGGAGGAAUAUGUUUAUAAACAUUCAUAUUUAAUUUUGAAUAUUUCCACAGCUCAACUCAAAGCUCUCAGUUUAGGUCCAGCCUCACAUUAGCAACCCCCCGCUCAAUCUUUCCCAUAACACAUCACACCUUUUAUACGCUGUACAUUUAGAUGUGAUAUGAUGCAACGCAGAACAACAACUAAACCAUGUGAAUAGUUUGAGGACGACCACUUUGCACUUUUGCUUCUCUGUGUCUUCAGGAGACCAGUCCUUGCCUAGCUGUGCUCUGUCCGUCUGUCCGUCUGUCUGUCCGCUUGCCUGCCUGACUGUGUGUCGUUCUUCCAGUCCGUCGGUCUUUCUCCCCACCCACCCACCCCCCGGCCCCUCAUCGUCGUUCGCUCUGCGUAGUCUUCCCACGGUGUGAUGUGUUGUGUAGGUUGGAGUUCAGGCACGGAUCUAAGAUCAGCUCCCUUUUUGCCCAAAAAUCCAAAUAGAGAAAAACACUGACCUUAGAUCAGUGUCCAGGGGCAACGUCACUGCUAGUCUGUCCUGUAAUGUACAAACGUCCUGCAUGUUGACCCCAGGAACACUGUGAUUCACUUUGCUGUAACCAUGGCAACCCCCCCCUCCCACUCCCCAUAUAAAAGUUGGGGGCCUCCAAUAUUUUACCUGUGUGAGCAUGGUGCAUAUAUAACCCUGGUACAGUAAGGUUUUAUAAUUAUGACCCGACUAACCGUCAUUAUCAUGGAGAAAACACACCGACAGUGGAAACAUGCUGAGCCUGAUGUGUUGAUAGAGACGAAGGUUGAGGCCACAAUCUGCUUUUUUUUUUUUUUCUUGCUUCACAUCACAACAAAUGGAGCAAUACCCCAGUGUCCAACACAUACACACACCCCUAGAGUGCACAUUAACUCCAAAAAGGGCUACAGGAUCAGUGGACCGGGAUGUCAGUUUACGCACUAAUACAUACUGUCCACACUUCUGUUGGCAAAUUGACCACAAGGUUUCCCCACGUGCCCCCCCUCCCCUGUUGUACCUGCUCUGCCAUAGAAACAAGGCCACACUGCAGACACGCUCCGAUUCAGAAAGUCUCUCAUGAGUGACACUGUGGAGGAAGCCCAAAGGACACGCGACGCUGAAGGACACUUUCCUCCCGAUCGCCUGCACACUAAACCCAUCUCUUUAAGGCAAUAGUGGUUUGUUUGUACGUUCACUGAACCUCGUGGUUUUUAAGAAGAACAAACCCCCCUGUGGACACUGCUGUGUCUUUUGUUAUUGUGUGCAUGUGUGUGAAGGUGUGUGUGAGUGUGUGUGUGUGUGGGCUGACUGUCACACCCGGCAAAAUGGGCUGUGAGAUUGUGAGCAAUAUAUUGUAUCUACAUACCCUAAAUGUAUGCGCUGUCAAUAUAAAUACAGGAGCACCAACUGCAAUAUCCAGACCCAAGGAAUGGGAAACUUUAAGAUUCUUUUUUAAAUUUCCUUUUAUUUAUGGACUCAUAAAAUCCCUAUUGAGAUUGUGUACGAUUUUUCUCACGUUUUGGAUAAGAAGGGAAGUGUUUUGUCCUAGAGUUCCUAUUUGCCUUUAGGACCAAAUUUGCACGAGCUCAUGUUUUUUUUUGUUUUCAAAGAAAGAAGCCAUCGGAGUCACCGCCAAGCAUUUAUGUUGUCUCGGUUUAAGUCUUGUCAUGAGCGUUAAUGAACCCCUUUAUCUUUCACUGCAAAAAGGUGAACAAACACUCACAGUCAUAGUCCGGCUCGUCUUGUAGUCACUUUGUGAAAUUUAAUGAUGUCAGUGACAGUGAGGUUUUCCUGUCGCUGUGCGGAGCUACACCAGACUGUCACUGCUGGCCUGUCACAUGUUGUCUUUAUGAAAUACUGUUGAAUUCUACCAAAAAACAAAGCUUCUGAAUGUUAUUUAUCUUCAGCAGAGCCUUCUUUCUACGAUCAGAGGGACAGUUAAAUCCAAAAUGGACACCAACCAUACCUUUAAUUCAGGCGUCCAAAUUUCACUUAAAUAAAACGGAUCAUUUUUGGUGAACCAGCCUUUCAAAAUUUAACAUUUAACACGCAGUGCAGAUACAUUGUUUUUAUGUGUUCAAUAAGUAAUCCCAGGGUUCAAGACAAAACUUGACAUGUCAGGUUGUAGCUGUAAAAGCAAAAAAAGAAACAACAGCAUUUAUAACCGAUCAUCCAGUUUGGGGCUCGUUGGUUUGCCUGCUUCAUGUAUGUAUGCACACACACACACACACACACACACCACUGCACACACCACUGCACACACCACUGCACACACACGCACUGACGACACACACACCUGCACACACAUCUACACACCGAUCUCUGCUCAAGCACAAAAAAGGGCACAUGUAAGAUGACACACAUGCAUGCAUGCACGCCGACACAACUCCGUGGAGACCAAUGACGCCCACCCUGUGAAUAGAAUCAACUUACAAUUGCAUGAUGGGAAACUUUAUCGUGCCAGCACGUGUCUCUUUGAUGUGACUUUUUAUUUUCCUUUUUUUAAAUUUUGAUUUCCAAAGCUAUGUAAUGAUAAGUCAUCAAUGUUUUUUUUUUUUUUCAAAACAGCUUGUGAAUACGUCAUCUGUAACCAAUAUGAAUGUAGUGUGAACACAGAACUCGCAUGAGAGAAUUAUUUUCUACUAAGGAUGUUUCUAAUUUGUUUCUUAUCAUUAUUGAUUGUUCUUUAAUGAGGAUGAAGGGGAACUGGAAUGCAGCCUGAUUGUGAUCUGCUUCCUAUUAAAAGGACAUUUGUGUCACGAUCUAAA